AUGAAUUUUGGACAGUAUGAUUAUAGAUUCGGUAUAGAAACAAUACUUGAAAGACGUUCAUCACGUUUUUACAAUAUUACAAUUGCUCAGUCAGGUUCAUUACGAAUGAUACGAUUUGAUAUGUUAGGUUUUGAAGGUGUAAUUCAUCUUAAAAAUUCAUCUAUUGUUCUAUUUGAUUAUAUGCAUCUACAAUUACUUUGUCUCUUAUGGAAUUCUACACCAGAACGUAUUCUUAUUAUCGGUCUUGGUGCUGGGAUAUUACCUAAAAUCUUUCAUUAUCUUUCACCACGUACAUUAAUUCAUAUAGUAGAAAUUGAUUUCGAAGUCAUUAAUUUAGCGAGAAAAUAUUUUGAUUUCAAAGAAAAUAAUAUGAUUCGAAUAUUUGCUGAAGAUGGCAGAUAUUUCAUUGAACGACAACCAUCUAAUCAAUAUGAUGUAAUUAUAAUUGAUGCAUUUACAGCUAAUGGUCGUAUUCCGCAUGCACUACGUACAAUCGAAUGUCUAAAAGAAUAUUUACGUAUUUUAAAAUCAACAGGUCUUGUUGUAGCAAAUUUUCUUUAUGAACAAGAAAGUCGAUAUAGAGAAACAUAUUCACGUGCGCAUUUUAAACAUAUUUAUCGUGGAAUAACUCCAGGUAAUUAUAUUCUUAUUGGACUUAAUAAAGAAGCAAAUAUUUUCAAUCAAACUGAAUUACAAAUAAGAGCAGAAUUUCUCCAACAGAAUAAAUCUUUACCUAAUAUGAAUUGGAUAGAAGAAGUUAAAUAUAUUCGUAAUGGAAAUGAUAAUAAAUGGAAUAUAUCAGCCGCUAUCUUUACUGAUAAAGUUCAUGAAGAAUCUUGA
This is a messenger RNA of Adineta steineri, 840 nucleotides long. NCBI's taxonomy places the organism in Eukaryota, Metazoa, Rotifera, Eurotatoria, Adinetida, Adinetidae. The record is from the annotation of a GenBank genome assembly.